Arabidopsis thaliana (thale cress) is the source of this 2954-nucleotide messenger RNA. RefSeq names its product Leucine-rich repeat protein kinase family protein. Gene Ontology annotation, molecular function: protein kinase activity; ATP binding; protein serine/threonine kinase activity. Bases 1 to 2655 code for a protein of 884 amino acids. Lineage: Eukaryota; Viridiplantae; Streptophyta; Magnoliopsida; Brassicales; Brassicaceae. The transcript is spliced from 13 exons. The record is from RefSeq and is marked reviewed. Gene Ontology annotation, cellular component: membrane.
AUGGAUAGUCCUUGUUGGCUUUUGCUGCUGCUAUUAGGAGCUUUUGCCAUUAUUGGUUGUGUUCAAGCUCAGGAUCAACAAGAGUUUAUCAGUUUGGAUUGCGGGUUACCCAUGACUGAACCGUCUUCUUAUACUGAGUCAGUAACCGGACUACGGUUCUCGUCUGAUGCUGAAUUCAUCCAGACUGGUGAAAGUGGUAAAAUCCAGGCGAGUAUGGAGAAUGACUACCUUAAGCCGUACACGAGGCUGAGGUAUUUUCCAGAGGAGAGAAGGAACUGCUAUAGUUUGAGUGUUGACAAGAACAGGAAAUAUUUGAUCAGGGCUAGGUUCAUUUAUGGGAAUUACGAUGGUCGUAACUCUAACCCGAUAUUUGAACUGCAUCUAGGACCUAAUCUGUGGGCAACUAUAGAUUUGCAAAAGUUUGUGAAUGGUACAAUGGAGGAGAUCCUUCACACUCCAACAUCAAACUCUUUGAACGUUUGUCUUGUUAAGACAGGGACAACUACACCCUUGAUCUCAGCCUUGGAAUUACGGCCAUUAGGAAAUAAUUCUUAUCUCACAGAUGGUUCUUUGAAUCUUUUCGUUCGGAUAUAUCUCAACAAGACAGAUGGCUUUCUUCGGUACCCGGAUGAUAUUUAUGAUCGCAGAUGGCAUAAUUACUUUAUGGUGGAUGAUUGGACCCAAAUUUUCACCACUCUCGAAGUGACCAAUGAUAACAAUUAUGAACCACCAAAAAAGGCUCUUGCAGCGGCUGCCACGCCUUCUAAUGCCAGCGCGCCAUUGACAAUCAGUUGGCCACCAGACAAUCCUGGUGACCAAUAUUACUUGUACAGCCACUUCUCUGAGAUACAAGAUUUACAGACCAAUGAUACCAGAGAAUUUGACAUAUUAUGGGAUGGAGCUGUUGUUGAAGAAGGUUUCAUCCCUCCAAAGUUAGGGGUGACUACUAUCCAUAAUCUUUCUCCAGUGACAUGCAAAGGAGAAAAUUGCAUUUACCAGCUAAUAAAAACCUCGAGGUCAACUCUUCCUUCUCUACUUAACGCUCUUGAAAUCUACACAGUUAUCCAAUUUCCACGGUCGGAAACAAAUGAAAAUGAUGUGGUUGCUGUUAAAAAUAUCGAAGCUGCCUAUAAAUUGAGUAGAAUCAGGUGGCAAGGAGAUCCUUGCGUCCCUCAAAAGUAUGCGUGGGAUGGUUUGAACUGUAGCAACAACACAGAUGUUUCUAAACCUCCAAGAGUAUUAUCCUUAAAUUUGUCUUCGAGCGGUUUAACUGGAAUCAUUGCGGCCGCAAUUCAAAACCUUACACAUUUAGAAAAACUGGACUUGUCAAAUAACACACUAACUGGAGUGGUGCCGGAAUUUCUAGCCCAGAUGAAAUCGUUGGUGAUCAUAAACUUAAGCGGCAACAAUCUUAGUGGUCCCCUUCCUCAAGGUCUUCGAAGAGAGGGACUAGAAUUACUAGUUCAAGGCAACCCAAGGCUUUGUCUCUCUGGUUCCUGCACAGAAAAAAACUCGAAGAAGAAAUUCCCGGUGGUGAUUGUUGCAUCAGUUGCUUCUGUGGCCAUAAUUGUUGCUGUGUUGGUUAUUAUUUUUGUUCUCAGUAAGAAAAAGUCAUCUACUGUGGGAGCUCUACAACCUCCACUGAGUAUGCCAAUGGUUCAUGAUAAUUCACCUGAACCAUCAAUCGAGACGAAAAAGAGAAGGUUUACUUAUUCAGAGGUUAUCAAAAUGACGAAUAAUUUUCAAAGAGUUGUAGGGGAAGGAGGAUUCGGUGUUGUUUGUCAUGGUACUAUAAAUGGUUCUGAACAGGUGGCUGUUAAAGUUCUCUCUCAAUCAUCAAGUCAAGGAUAUAAGCAUUUUAAGGCAGAGGUUGAUCUUCUUCUACGAGUUCACCAUACAAAUUUGGUGAGUCUUGUUGGAUAUUGCGAUGAAAGAGAUCACUUGGCUCUCAUCUAUGAGUUUUUGCCCAAGGGAGACUUAAGACAACAUCUAUCUGGAAAAAGCGGUGGGUCCUUUAUCAACUGGGGUAAUCGUCUACGAAUAGCUCUGGAGGCUGCACUAGGAUUGGAAUAUCUACAUUCUGGAUGCACACCACCAAUUGUACAUAGAGAUAUAAAAACGACAAACAUAUUGCUGGACGAACAGUUAAAGGCCAAGCUUGCCGAUUUCGGCCUUUCGAGAUCUUUCCCUAUUGGAGGUGAAACACAUAUUUCAACUGUGGUUGCUGGUACUCCUGGAUACCUUGAUCCUGAAUAUUACCAGACAACUCGACUGGGUGAGAAGAGCGAUGUGUACAGCUUCGGAAUUGUGUUAUUGGAGAUUAUCACAAACCAACCUGUGAUUGACCAGUCCCGUUCAAAGUCUCACAUAUCACAAUGGGUUGGAUUUGAGCUUACCCGAGGAGAUAUUACUAAGAUCAUGGAUCCAAACCUGAACGGGGAUUACGAAUCUCGUUCUGUAUGGAGAGUUCUUGAACUGGCAAUGUCGUGUGCGAAUCCUUCUUCUGUGAACCGACCAAACAUGUCCCAAGUUGCUAAUGAACUGAAAGAAUGUCUUGUUUCUGAAAACUUGAGGGAAAAUAUGAAUAUGGACUCUCAGAAUUCUCUUAAAGUGAGCAUGAGCUUUGACACAGAGUUGUUUCCGAGGGCAAGGUAGUAUGUGCUGCAGGUAACACAACCAUGCUAAUUAGUUGGGCUAUUGGUCAUGUUUGCUUUGAUCAUCCACAUGCCAAGAUCAUAUACCCUGUUACUUGGUGAUGUUUUCAUUAUUUUAUGUGUGCUUAGUGAUGUUUUCAUUCUUUGUAUGUGUGGCUUGGAUGCUAAUAAUCAUUGACCGUAAAAGAGUAUACCUCUUUGUGGUUCCAUCAUUAACAAACAAAUGAUUUUGGUUAAAUAUUUGUAAAAUGGUUGGAAGAGUAUUGAUUUAAAACUGUCAAAUAGUAUAUAAAAUUAAAG